UUUCGAUUUCUAUUCUGAAUUACCUACAUUAAAACCAAUCUAACUCUUCAGUAUCCCCUUAUGAUGCUUACAAAAUUGCGGUGACGUAAAUAGCAACAUGUCGGUCUUAGGCAAGUUGGGGCUCUUGUUACCUACCUAAAAUACCGGUAUAAUGUCCGCCUUGCCCAUGGCGUCGUUAGCCAAGUCUGGAGUCAAGUCUGGGGUUGGUUCUGCCUCCCUUUUGUCAUCUCAACCGGCCUGGAGUCAAACGCUUUCGCGAUUGACUAGCUCGAGACGACAUCGCUAUCCUCGACUAAGAAAAUCUCCUAGUCGGAUAAUUGCUUUGCGGAUGCGUAGCAAGACUGAGAAGCAAAAGAAUUCAUAUCGUCAUCACUUUCAAUUCGCCGCUCAACAGCAGGCGGAUCGAUUGCCCCUAUUGAUGUUCCAAGCCUGGAUGGCAAAUCAAGAUAUUCGGAAUGAGCCUGAAUUAUUCAAGUCUAUAAGCUCCAUCACUCCGUCUGAGUGGGCUGACCGCUUUCAUGGCUUGGCUUUCAGAGGUUUGUCAAUGGAAGACCUAGAUCAUUGGAUAUGGAUAUUAUCAGGGGAGAACGGAGACGCUCGCGUUCAACGUUUAGUUUCAACUGAUAAUCCUAAGCCUCUUUUUCUUGUCACGCUUCUUUCGAGUAGUAACGAGACAUUUCGCCAAGGGACAUCUUUACUAUCUCUGAUGGAAUACAUAUCGAAACACUACAUCGAUGUCGGAUCUUCAUCAAUGGGUAACAAUAUAGCCUUAUCCGGGCGUAAAAUAAAACUUACAGUAACCCAAUUCUUGCUACUACUUCGCCGCCUUGUUAAUCACGUUCAAAGAUCAUGGCCCAGGUUGAUUGUCGCGGUCUCACGGCUCACGAUGGAUUACAUUGAAGGACUGCCCCCCGACGACUAUCAUAAUAAGUGUAAAGUCUUCAAUGAGGCUUUGCGAUUAUUUACGCGACCGGCCGCAACCCACCCAGUUGCAAAUAUGGAGUUCAAUUGGAGAGCGCAGAGGCUCUUAUUAGCCAUGUCCGAUAAUAUGAACAGCCCCCUGAUCAUUAACAAAGCCAGCUAUAGAGCUAUCCGAGGGGUCAUGAUUGGCCUAAAAAAGUCAAAAACGGAGACAGCAGUUGCUGUAAGAUACUCGAAAUCCUGGCCACCAUAUCGGCAAGAUUUUGAUGGAUUCGAUGCAAAAAAAACGGCAGAAGACGACUACUCUAGAAGCGUAAAGGCCGGCGUUCUCAUGAAGGAGGCCGGGUAUCUCGAUGACAAUUACGACCAGGCGCUCGAUGUUCUUGGUGGGUUAGGCUGUGGUUCUCCUACCGUACAGACUCGCAGUCUUCCGCCAAAAGAGUGGAAAGGUGAAGAAGAAGAUCGGAACUUGUAUUCGCGUUGGGCUAUGAUGGUACGGGUGACCCGUAACCGCCAGGAGGCAUGGAAGGUUUUCAACAAUCUCGCUAUUGAAACGGGCAAACCUCCUAACAGCCAAGUUUAUGCCGAGAUGUUCAUGAAGCUGCAAGCUCGCACUAUCCCCGAGACCUCGACUGCUCUGCCAGGUGAAACCCGAGACAACUUUCCAAUUCAUGACGCCAAUUAUAGUGAAUAUGAGCUAGCUAGGCUAUCACCCCCUACGGUUACCGAGUUAUACGACCAAAUGGUCGGACAAGGUGUAAAACCGGAGGGUCACUGUCUUAAUACUUUAUUGAGCAAUGCCAGCUCCCUCCAAGAGGGGGCUCGUUUUCUUCGUGACAGUGGCAUUAAUCCUGCUAGUAUCAACGCGCUGGGUGUUUUUAAGCAGCCGUCUUAUGAGGCACUUCGUCGAAUCCCCCUCUUGGUUUUUAGGAGCUAUAUACAGCUUCUUUGUAGAUUGCAGCCUAAUCGUCGGGGCCAUGAAAAACUCACACUUGAACAACUCUUCCGCAUCCGACAUGCUAUCAACCUUGUUAAGUUGCGGCUAAGACCGGGAACUACCGAAGGCUCUACCUUUAGACCACCUUGGGCUAUCAUCCUAAGGGCACUGGCGCGACCCCACGUGUGCGUGAUGAAUGGCACACAGGAGAGCAAUGACGCAGCGGCUCUGGAGAUGUCUAUGGAUGUUAUCCAAUCCGUGCAGAAAACGGCGGGACCAGACUCGGAUAUCUUGCUUUAUCUAUGUCGUGCGGUUCAAAAAGCGGCGGUAUCCAAAAUGGAAUCUCGAAAUCCAUCGACAACCGAAAACAGUAUGAUGGAGACCCCUUUAUUACACCCUUCUCACGAUGUCUUAGAAACAUUAAAGUCACUCUUCUCCCAAAUCACUAUGCCAGUAGAUAUAUACAGGAGAAAAUAUAAGAGGCUUAAAGCACCUCAAUUUAUACAUACCAUAGGUCCUGCUCAUCUUCACGCCUAUAUGCGCGCUUUGGCUUUCCUCGAGGAUACAGCUACGAUGAAAGAAUUGUUACAGUGGAUACUAACACAUCGGGCGUAUGUUCACGAAGAAGCUGAGCGGAUAGAAAGUCGUGGGCAUGCACUGAUAGCGAAGACACUAUGUGCCUUUCAAGCUUUUGCCGGUCCGAGCCUGAGCCAUGAAGAGCAGGAGAAACUGAUAUACCAAAUAAAAAAUACUACGAGGGCUAGAAGCUCCUGGAGAUGGCCGACGCCGGAAGAGGUCGAGACCUAUGUGCAGUCCGAUUUACGUGGCGGUUCCCGACGACUUCAGCGGAGGAUUUUAGCUAAGCUAUGGUAUAAAUCCUCCCAGGAGGGGAGUGAGAAGGAAACAAGCCAAACAUCUACAUAAUCCAGGACGAAGUCCGUUUAAAAACGGACUUCGUCCUGGAUUAUAGCGCUCCCCCGUAUAUAGCUCUUUGCCUGAGGACCUAAAGUGUUGUAUUGUCCCCUUGACGCAUAUAUUAUCUUGAAAGUUUGAUUGUUGGAAAUGGAAUGAUGUAAUUUCAUUGACACUUU
Messenger RNA from Daldinia vernicosa, 2949 nucleotides. RefSeq lists its product as uncharacterized. The record is from RefSeq and is a predicted model, not a curated record. Bases 152 to 2782 code for a protein of 876 amino acids. The transcript has a single exon. Lineage: Eukaryota; Fungi; Ascomycota; Sordariomycetes; Xylariales; Hypoxylaceae.